GUAAUGCGCCUGACGUUUCCGGGAUUUCCGUCAGUCUGUAGCAUUAGCAUUAGCCACAGGCAGCAGCAGCAGCAGCAACAGCAACAGGAGAGCAGAAGACGUCUCUUUAAAACAUGGCUCUGAAUCGGAAUCAUUCCCAAAACGGCGGAGUUUUGAUAAACAACGGUGAAACUGUUGUGAGGGAGUGCAAGAAUGUGGAGCUCUCAUUCAGCGACGUCUCCUGCAAGACGGAUCUUCUGAGGGGGACUAAGAAGGGCACCAUUUACCUCACACCAUACAGGUUGCUGUUUGUGUCCAGUAACACCAAGGAUUGCCUGGGUUCCGCCAUGUUCCCCUAUUACCUGAUGAAGGGCUGCAGCAUUGAGCAACCGGUGUUUGGAGCCAACUACAUUAAAGGGACGGUGUCAGCUGAACCUGGUGGCGGCUGGGAGGGUCAGGCUCAUUUUAAGAUGACAUUCACCAGUGGAGGAGCGAUAGAGGUGGGACAGCAACUCUUCAAACUGGCCACAAAUGCAUCCCGGGCUGCUCCGGCUCAGAACGGAGCCCCCUCUUACGGCUACCCCUCACCUGGUGUGAUGAACGGCUACGGGCCCCCUGCACAUGGUCCUCCCCCCGCGUAUCCUUACCCACCCGCUGCCCAGCCGAACGGAUACUACCAGGGGCCUCCUCCUCCUCCUGCUGCUGCCAACAUGGGCUACCCCUACCCCACAGCAGCUGCAGGAAUGUACCCAGCUGGUUUCGACUACAUGGCCCCACCUCCCCCGUACCCUGGGCCGCCUCAGAGCUGGGCCGCCCCCCCCCAGAACUGGACUGCAGCGGCAGCACCACCAUCAGCACCUCCAGGUAACGCCAAGGCGGCCGAAGCAGCAGGCAGCGCAUAUUAUAAUCCCAGCAAUCCACACAAUGUCUACAUGCCCAUGGAGCGGCCUCCACCAUACGCACCUUUUCCAAACUCUCCCGACAAGAAAACCAACUGAGACUCAUCCACUUCUUCCGUGACACUCCUCCGGUUCCUUCCUUUCUGUCCUUAAUAUAUUCUAGAGUGAGGAGUAAUGUCGGUGGUUUGCCUACACUUAAUGUAGAACACAGAAAAGCAAAUGCAAGUGAGAGGAAGGCUCAAAGACGUGAUGAUAUUUCGGGUACCGGAACAGAACAAUCACACCAUUUAAAAAAACUGUUUAUCCCUAUUACGCAAAGUCACUUAAAGCAUUUGACUUUUUCUAAAACUCAUUAUUCAUUAUUAACAUUGUCAGUGAUGGGCUUCAUUUGAAUUCCUCGAUGGGAGCUGAAAGAAGAUGGAGGGAAUACAGAGAAUGUAUUUUUUGAGACGGGUUUAUUACCAAAAGAUUUUGUAGCGAUUUAUCGAUUGCAGUUCCUAAUAGUUAUUAACACCAACUCCUCCUAUUAUAAAUAGUUAAGUAUUUUUGCAGUAUCAUUGUAAGUACAGUGCGUGUUUCCUAUAUAGUUUAUUAGUCGUUUUUUUUUCAUAUUUACAGUGAUUUUCAAAUAAUAUCAAGGCCUUCACCAAUGACUAAUGUGAAGUAUUACUUUUUAAUCUUCAUUUCACACUUAUAAUAAUAAUUUAAUAACUAUUGAUGCUUGGGUGUAGAAGAAGGAGAAAGGAUCUGUGUUAGGUUUUAAAAAGAGAGAGAUCAGGAAGAUUAAACAAAAAAAAAAGUGUAUGUAUGUGCAAUAUUUCAACCUGACCUAAUAAGGUUGACCAGCUGAAUGACCCCUGCUAGCUUCUAUUGUAUUCAUGUAUGCAAAGCCCAGCUGAAACCAGAACUCUACUCCUUCAGUAAUUACUCUCGUGUGGGGUUACGGGGUUGAUUUAUUGGAGGCCCAUCCGCGUUUUAUUUUUCCCUUUUUCUCGCUGUCGAAACUUUCCAAUGCAAACCAUUUAUUCCACAUUUAAAGAAGGUUGUUUGACAGCGUCCCCGUCUCGAUAAGCUAACGGAUGAGUUGUCAGAGUUUUCCCACCGCUGUGGUGGAUUUUAAAGGGGGACGGGGACGUGGUUAAGUUUGCGCGUUUUGAUUAAGUGUCUGUAUAUUAAUAGCUCUUUUGCAGUUCUUAUUUCUUUCACUGAUAUUUGUUGAUUAAAAUCUAAUAAAUGUGUCAUUUAUUAAAAGUUGAAAA
Molecule: messenger RNA, 2137 nt
Organism: Mugil cephalus (flathead mullet)
Lineage: Eukaryota; Metazoa; Chordata; Actinopteri; Mugiliformes; Mugilidae
Gene: wbp2nl
Product: WBP2 N-terminal like
Exons: 8
Coding region: 114-977 (287 amino acids)
Biological process (GO): positive regulation of DNA-templated transcription
Cellular component (GO): nucleus
Molecular function (GO): chromatin DNA binding; transcription coactivator activity
Source: RefSeq, a predicted model, not a curated record